CCGCACUCUUCACAGACUCACCAACGCAUCUCCUCCUUCUCCGACUUUCAGGACACAAACUCCUCCAGACACCAUGAACAAGGUCAUUGUCUAUGAGAAGCCAAACUUUGAGGGCCUGAGCAAAGAGUUCACCUCCAACGUUUCAAACUUAAAUGACGAGAGCUUCAAUGACUGCAUCUCCUCUGUGAAGGUGAUCGGAAAUCCAUGGGUGUUAUACAGCGAUCCCAAUUUCAGUGGUUAUCAGUACAUCUUUGACGAGGGAGAAUAUCCCACGGUGGACUGGGAUAACAGCACUUCUUCUCUAGAGGUGGUGACCGAGGACCUGGAAGAUCCUCAGAUCACACUGUAUGAUGAGCCAAACUACAAAGGGAAGAGUGUCGUCCUCACCUGUGAGACCAACUUGUAUUAUAGCUCUUUCGACAAUUCUGCAUCUUCUCACAAAGUCCAGAGAGGAGCGUGGGUUCUCUACCAGUAUGCGAAUAGAGUUGGGUAUCAGAUGUUGGCCAGAGCUUCUCGUGACAUGCCCGAUUAUGAAUGGUUCAGCAACCGACUGAGCCACCUGCGUCCUCUUAAGCCAGGGAAACCCACUGUAACAGCCACGGUGCUCUGGGACAAGAAGGAAGAACAAGUCAAAUCUGUCAUUAUUGACUCCAUAUGUGGUCUGAACAGCGGAUCGCGAGAGCAGACCUUCAACACGGAGCUCAAUCGAGAGUACGAGGGCUCCAUCACUGACAGCUUCAGCUUCAGCAAUGCUACGCAGAUCGGCUACGAAACAAAAUUCAGUGUACAGGUGGCAGAAAUGAGUUCAGAGAAGACGUUCUCUUUCAGCAACACCUUCACUGUGGAAAAGGGGAAAACCAACACCAGAACCGAGAAGAAGAGUGUCAGAGUCUCGCUGCCAACCACUAUCCCUCCUCGCACCAAGGUCACCGUGAAUGUGGUGAGGAAGGAGGUGGAGGUGAAGGUCCCAGUGGAACUGAUCAUCACCACCGGUUUCCAUAAGAAGACUGAGUAUGGGCAGUAUGUGUGUUCUGAUGGGAGCUCCAUCAUCAGCGAGUUCAAGGAAGAACCUCUCUAAGGUGUCAAUGAGUAGAUAUAGAGAUUCACAAAAUCUUUUAUCAGUAUUUUAAUGAGCUUAUUGUGCCAACAAACAAUCAGAAAAUGAUGCAAUUCAGUACGAUGCUUUCUGAGAUGCUCUUUGUUUAAAAUGUUCUAAAAUAGUUAAA
Colossoma macropomum (tambaqui) is the source of this 1226-nucleotide messenger RNA. RefSeq names its product epidermal differentiation-specific protein-like. Gene Ontology annotation, biological process: lens development in camera-type eye; visual perception. The record is from RefSeq and is a predicted model, not a curated record. Lineage: Eukaryota; Metazoa; Chordata; Actinopteri; Characiformes; Serrasalmidae. Gene Ontology annotation, molecular function: structural constituent of eye lens. The transcript has a single exon. Bases 74 to 1078 code for a protein of 334 amino acids.